Knipowitschia caucasica is the source of this 384-nucleotide messenger RNA. Lineage: Eukaryota; Metazoa; Chordata; Actinopteri; Gobiiformes; Gobiidae. The record is from the annotation of a GenBank genome assembly.
AUGGCCUGGCGGGAGGCUGCCACUGUGGCCCCUGCCCUGCACCAGCUCCAGCAGAAAGGAGGCCCCGGCGUUCCCAUCCUUUUAGCCCACAGCUUGUCCCAUUGGCAUCACUCCCCUUCUCCAGCCGGCUCAUUAUCCCUGUCACACCGGACCAGACCCUCUUGGCACAGCCUUGUGGACUUAAUUGAAUUAGACAUACCCGCUUGUUUAGGCAUUGUGUGCUGGCAUGAGAACCUCACAGCCACGGCGACGCAGGCAGGAGGAGAGGGCGGCUUUGGCGGCACUCAUCUGGCAGAUCUGAGGCUCGGGCGGCUACAGAAGAUGGGAACCAUGGACCACCAGCCUCCUAUUGAGGCCAGACCAGUGCCAAGAGCAGAGGACUAG